AUGUUCGAAGAUACUGAAAUUAAGGAUUCAGUACCUCGUGAAUGCAUCACAGUUCAUUUUUUGGCAAAUCCACAAGAUUGUCAUGAAAUAGACAUGUGUUUACCUAUUUUUCAGAUUAAAAUUCAUCUCUCGACUGCAAUCAUCGCAACUCCCACAACCAGAAGCAUUCCGCAAGAAAUUAUUAAAUAUCAAACUGAAAGAAUGUCAUGCGAGAGACGCAUGUUGUUGAGUCCACAAACAGUUUGCUCCAUAAAGCAUGAUUUCAAAAUAUAUCCAACGCUCGACAACAAACGCAGACAAAAAAUGUCGAGUCGUGCAUAUGAAAAAUUAGCAUUCAAAAAUCAUUUUUCUGUGCCUUUUUUUUCUGUGGAGAACUUUUCGAAAGCGAAAGACUUUUGCACAAAUAUUAAAGUACAUUAG
This is a messenger RNA of Clunio marinus, 420 nucleotides long. Lineage: Eukaryota; Metazoa; Arthropoda; Insecta; Diptera; Chironomidae. The record is from the annotation of a GenBank genome assembly.